AUGGAGGAAAAAGUAGAGAGUGAAAACAGUUACAGUAGUGAGAGUAGCAGUAGCUCAUCAGAUAGUUCUAGCGGAAGUUCCGAAUGUGAUGAGGAAGUCACUGAACCUGUACGUAUUCUGGGACAUACCUUGGAUCUCCCUCAAGAGCUUUGUGAAGACUAUUCAAUUUUUAAAGAGUUCUUCUCUAUGAAAACUUGGGAUAGUUUAGAAGAUAAACAUAAGGAAUAUCUAAAGGAAUUCCUUCCAACGUUCCCUGAAAAUGAUGAAGAGGAGAAGGAAAAAACAAUAAAAACGCUUUUUAACUUUGAACCAUUUCAUUUCAAAUCCCCAUUAGAUAUUUUUUUUAGUAAUUUGAGACAAGGUAACUACAGACCAGAUAUUGCUAGAAUGAGGAAGUUUUUGAGGAAAGCAAGAGCCAAACAACAAAAACAUAAGAUAAAAUCAUAUUAUGCCAAAAUGCUACCUGAAGUAUUGAUAUCUCGUGAAAGGUUGCUAGCUGCUGCAAAAGCUGCACCUCCUGGACCUGUUCCAUUUUUACCUAGCAUGCCUCCAAAACCAUCGUCUAGAAAUAACUACAAACCAAUAUAUGUAAGAGCAAGACAAAGAUAUUUUGAGGAGUUGGCAGCUAUUUGGAGUGAAGUUGGAGGAGAGGAAUCUGAAGAUGAGAACUAUCCUGAAGGUCCCCAAGAGAAUACGUUUAAAAAACGAAAGACGAUGCAUCCUGGACAGAGUGGAGAUACUAAUGUUUCUGGUACACUUGGAAUGAGUGAUUCCCACCCAGCUUCAUUGGAUUGUUUAAAAAAUGUCCUGGCAACCCACAGAGCAAGAAGGCAAUAUCGGGAGAAUCACCCCGAGCUCAAUACUACAGGUAUAACAUUGGAAGAUAUCAAGCAAAGGGUGGCUUUAAUGAAUGGCACCAAAAAACUCAUGUUCGGUGGUCAAAAAACUGAUUCACCAAUUCAAAAAUUGAGAAAAGGCACGAAGAAAGAGACAUAUCAGAAACAGAAAAAUCAGGAUGUUAAGAGUGCUCUGAAAAAGUUGAAAGAGGAACAAGAAAGUGUUGAAAAUAAGCCUCUUCUUCCUAAUAUAAAAAUUAAAUGUGAACCAGAGGAAUCAGAUUCGGAGAGUUCAUCCUUUUUGGAUCCUGUUUCAAGUCCAAGGCAAUCUAAGAAGUUAUUGGAUCAUGUCGAUAUAAAACAAGAAGUUUCAGAAAUGAGGUAUACAAAUGAAUUUUAAAGAACAAUAAAACAGGAACCUCAAGAUUCUCUUAUUGCUCUACAAAAUGCUUCUAAAAUAAAUCAACCAGUGCCUAUAAAGUUAGAAGAUUUAGAUGGAAUAGAUAUGAUGGCUCUCCCAGUGGAAAUAGUCGAUGAUUCAGGAGAAGUGUUACCAGAUACAUCAAAUGAGAUAGAAGAGAAUCUCUUAGAAGCAGAUGAAUUAACAGAAACGACACAUGCAAAUUUCCUGUCCCUGGUCCGAGCUUUGUUUCCUGCUCGAGCUGCUCACCGAGCUUCCAAACAACAAUUGCAUGCAAGAUGUGCUGCCGUUAUGAGGUCUCCCAUUGCACCACUCAAUACCUGGUACAACUUAUCAGAUGAUUGGUGUGCGGAGUUGAAUUCUGCAUUGGAUUUUCUUGCUGGCGAAAGAGGACCGCAUCCAGAUGAUUUUGUUCCGUACUUGCAAUAUAUGCCAGAUACACAGAUGUACCAGUGGAUCGGCGCAGGAAGAGACUGCGACGCCAUACUGGGUCGGCUGUGCGAGCGAUGGCUUCGAGCGGCCUCUCCGGCGCCGCCCAGUACGGAGCCCCCGCCACCUCGAUAUCCAACUACAUGGGUGGUGCGUCAGCCGACUACAGCAGAGAUAGCUGAGUUUAGGUCGCAGGAACGACGCCGCUACGCUUCAGCUUCUAAGCCAUUCACUUAUGUGCAGUAUGGGUACCGCGCGGCGGUGGGCCCGACGGCGGGCGCGCGCGGCGCGGCGGGCGGCGCGGGCGGCGCGCUGCUGGCGCCGCAGCGGCCGCGCGCCGCCGCCUUCCUGGCGCUGCUGCGCGACGCGCUGGCGCGCCUGCCCAACGGGGAGGGCUCGCGCCGCGACAUCGUCACGCUGCUCAGGAUGUCACAGUGGAUAGUACCAUGUAGUGAGCAAGCGCUGUCUAAUGCAGUGGCUAGUGCGUUAGAGCGCCUGUUGACUGUAAAGCGAGAUCCCAUCGUUAAGUAUGACCAAAGGACAGCUAUAUGGACGUAUUUACAUAGACACAAGAGUGAAGAAGAUUAUGCUAAGAGUAAUGCUCGUGGACGAAAUAAGACAAAUGCUGCUCUGUCUGCUAUCUCUCCACAAAUGCAGAUGGACUUAGAUGUCAGUACAGCAGAGGAAACGGUAGAAAAUGCUUCAGAUAGUGACGUAGACGUUGACGAUACUGGAGCGCCGUCUUCCAUACCUCACCUAUCUUCAGCUCAACUGCUGAUGCAGGCGACACAAGCUACUAACGUUAAGCAAGCUCCUGUGACCAAGCCGAAAGGAAAGUUAGUACCCACACCACAGAAAUCUAAGCCAGCGACUCCUAAAAAUCUUCCCCAACCUAAACUACCCUCUUUGAUCCAAACGAAACCUCAGCCUAAAGUUAAUCAAACGAACACGUUGCCAAAAUCAUUGUCGAAGACGAUAGUUCAAACGAAUCCGAAGCAAACGAGCUUAUUGACUUCGAAACCGAUGCCAGCGAAGCAAAAUGUAACGAAACAGAAUGUGAUCCAGUCGAAAAUAGUCAAGCAGGGCGUUCAGUCUCCGAAACAAACGCAGAAUAAACAGAGUAUCGUAGUGCAAGCGAUGAAGCAUAAUGUUCCUCCAUUAACGAAGCAGAACAGCGAUUCGAUACUGACGCAAAUGACGUCGAUGCCGUCGAUAGUGGUCACCCCGCAGCGGUCUCCGUUGAUGAAGCAGAAAUCACUGAAAGUUGAAACUUCACAACCCUCUGUGACAAUGAAUAUAUCCGUUCAACAACCACCAUCUGUAACAACUAUGAUACCAAACAUAACAGCAUCUAUUCAUCAAAAUUCUAUUAAUCAAUCGGCAAAGCUGACCCAAGUGACACGAUCUCUUCUAAUAAGGCCCCCGACAGUCCAUACCGUGUCAACCUCGAAUUUUACCGUUUGCACGCCAACUUCACAGGUAACGUCAAGUCCAAGACGAGGCGUCGUCAGAGUUCUCAGUCCUGCUACACCGUCAUCUGGAAAAUCUUUAAUAUCACCGAGAGCACUUAUGCAGCAAAGUACGCCAACAGCUAAGAAACGAGUGUCAAUACCAGGAACAACUUCUGUAACUACAAUAGCACAGAGUACGGCAAGCACAAACGUAGUUUCGAGCGUUCCUACGGCGGUGUCGUCGGGAACGCGUACUGUGCAACUGCCGGGUGGCCAAACUGUACAACUGGCCGGGCACACACUGCUAACCUCAUUGUUACCGGCCCACAGCGUUCGCCUACCCAGUGGCCAAACUGUCCAGCUAGCGACCCCUCAGACCGUGCAUUCCGUCCGGGCCCAACCAAAGAACCCCAGCCCCCGAACCCAGACCGCCCCACCCACCAUGAAUACCAUAAAGCCCAUCAAUCAUUCCAUACCGGUCUCAACUGUUCAGCUAGCCGGUCAAACUGUUCAGAUCGGCGGCCAGACGGUUCAACUAGCGGGCCAGAGUGUGCAUUUAACGGGUCAUACGGUGAAGCUACCCAGUGGACAAAGUGUUCAAGUCGCCAGUCAAAGUGUUCUACCGUCUCAGAGUGUUCAGUUACCGAGUGGUCAGACCGUUCAGUUAGCAAGUGGUAAUUUGCAAACCGUUCAGCUAGGUCAAAAUGUUCAGUUAGGUCAAAAUGUUCAGUUAAGCGGUCAAACAGUGCAAAUGCCGAGCGGACAGAGUGUGCAACUCGGUUCACAGACGGUUCAAAUCGGUGGUCAGACUGUGCAAUUAGCGGGUCAAACUGUUCAGUUAUCGAGUGGGCAGACUUUACAGUUAUCGAGUGGUCAAACUCUUCAGUUAGCGAGUGGUCAAACAUUACAAUUGGCUAAUCAACAGACGCCAAAAUCAAUAGCCCAAGUAGUUAGAACUCAAUCUACUGACAAAUCUUCACAACCUAUAGUCGCGAAGUUGUUAACAAAUGCACAGACGCAGAUGAUCUCGCUGGAGGCGGGGCGCGCGCGCGGCGUGCGCGUGCUGGCGCCGGCGCGGCCGCUGCUGCUGGCGGCCAAGCCGCUCUCCAACCUCUUCCUGCAGCAAAGUGAUGGAAGUGCAAUAAGAAUGACUUCAGCCGGUGGUACGUCCACAUCACAAACAAUAGUUUUAAGUAAUAUUGGAGGGCAGACAGCAACGACUUCCUCGACUACAACUCCAGUAUUGAAGUUACAACAGGUGAAUCCGUUACACCAGGUUAAACUUCCGCAGGGAAUUAAAAUUCAACAGGCUGCAACGAGUACGUCAACAGCGACAUCUAGCGGAGUUCGAAGCGUAUUAAUGGACGGGCAACAGUUAAAACUUGUAGGCGGUCGACACGUACUAGCCAGACUGUUAAAACCUACCCAACCACCGCCUUAAAACAUUUCUUUA
This is a messenger RNA of Melitaea cinxia (Glanville fritillary), 4590 nucleotides long. RefSeq names its product nuclear factor related to kappa-B-binding protein. The record is from RefSeq and is a predicted model, not a curated record. Lineage: Eukaryota; Metazoa; Arthropoda; Insecta; Lepidoptera; Nymphalidae. Gene Ontology annotation, molecular function: protease binding. The transcript has 25 exons. Gene Ontology annotation, cellular component: Ino80 complex.